UUGACACAUCAAUGCAAAAACUACCAAAAAAAAAAGAAUUUUUUUAAUUAUAGAAUCUCAUUUUUAACCCUCAGGUUUCUUGUUUUUUUUUUUUCAACAGUUAUCAUCAAUAACCGAUGUUUUCAGGCAAACUGUGGUACGGCACAAACUGACUAUGCACCUUGUAUAUCAAAAAUUCGUGCAAAUUCUAUGUUCAAACAGUGCUGCCAGCAAUUUGCUCCAGAAGGAUGUCAUGAACUUUGUCAAUAUGAAACUGAAGAAGUUGUUGCUCGUAAUUUGUUGAUGCGCGUUAUAAGAAACAGUAACUGCAGUUUAAAAAACAUUGCCGCUGUCCUGUUUUGCGCUUCUCAAAAUCAGGAUAAUCGUAAAUGCUGUGAACAUCUAAGUAUGGCAGAUCCAAAACUUGGUGUUGGAAAUCGUUGCUUAAGAUUCUGUGAUCCUGCUGGUGAAGGAAUCAGUAAAAUUGCAAGGAAUGACGUCACCUGCCUGUUCAACUGGAAUGUCUUAAUGUACUGCCAUCACAGCGGGAUACCACAGGAAUGA
Enterobius vermicularis (human pinworm) is the source of this 543-nucleotide messenger RNA. Lineage: Eukaryota; Metazoa; Nematoda; Chromadorea; Rhabditida; Oxyuridae. The record is from the annotation of a GenBank genome assembly.